Molecule: messenger RNA, 2848 nt
Organism: Rattus rattus (black rat)
Lineage: Eukaryota; Metazoa; Chordata; Mammalia; Rodentia; Muridae
Gene: Asb2
Product: ankyrin repeat and SOCS box containing 2
Exons: 8
Coding region: 840-2429 (529 amino acids)
Biological process (GO): intracellular signal transduction
Cellular component (GO): cytoplasm
Molecular function (GO): protein binding
Source: RefSeq, a predicted model, not a curated record
GUGUGUGUGUGUGUGUGUGUGUGUGUGUGUGUAGUUGACUUUCACUCCCAUUCAUCCUCCUUGUGUCUCCCCACGCCACCUCCAGGGGUUCAUCUGUGCACAUCUAAGUCUCCACCCACGACCCUUCAUUUAAGGGCCAGGUGCCAAAGCCCAGAACUAAUCGAUUAACCGGGGCCAAGGGAGAGGGUUCUGCCUCGGGUAUGGUGCCGAUGGGAUAUUUGUGCCUCCCUCCUUGCUCUGGUUCAGAGUGGCCUUAAAAGCAGUUAAAAGAAAAAAGGGGGGCCCUUUGCUGGUACCCCAUUUCUGUGUGGCAGAGAGGAGGAUACAGUUCUCAUUCUCAGCCUCUCCAAGCCCUAUGGGCACCACAUUGUCCUUGGGGCUUUGGGGUUGACAAAAAAAGAAAGUUCCAGUUCUAAUCUGGGUACAACUGCCUAUCCCUGCAUGUCUGUCACAGGACACCCCACUCCCCCGCUCCUCCCCCACCGCCAGUCUCCCUUUUCUGCAAGGCAGGGUUGGGAAAGACAAAGCUGUCUCCCAAGGCCCUGUGCACCUUGCUUCUAGUCUUUGGUGGUUUAACAUGCCUAGCAGCCUCUCCCUCUUUGAGGUGGGGACUUUGUCUGAGCUCCUGGGGAGGCUCUUCGUGUAUAUGAGACACUGAGAGUCCCAGGAUGUAUGAACCCCAGCUGGGGAGACCCACUCUGGCUGGUAGGCCUGGACAUCAAGUAUUACAUCGUGGGAACCUCUCCUCACCGAGGCCACAGGACCAGCCAGCCCAUUCCCCUCCACUUCAGCCGUGGCCACAUACCCCAUGGGGCCCUCCCUGAGACUGAUGGAGGGCUAUGGACCCCGUGCUGAAGGCCAUCAAGGAAGGAGAUGAAGAAGCCUUGAAGGCCAUGAUCCAGGAUGGGAAAAAUCUUGCAGAGCCCAACAAGGAGGGCUGGCUGCCGCUUCACGAGGCUGCCUACUAUGGCAAGCUGGGCUGCCUGAAAGUCCUGCAGCGAGCUUACCCAGGGACCAUUGACCAGCGCACACUGCAGGAAGAGACAGCACUAUACCUGGCUACGUGCAGAGAACACCUGGACUGCCUCCUGUCCCUGCUCCAGGCGGGGGCAGAGCCUGACAUCUCUAACAAAUCCAGGGAGACCCCACUUUACAAAGCCUGUGAGCGCAAGAACGCGGAGGCCGUGAGGAUAUUGGUGCAAUACAACGCAGACGCCAACCACCGCUGCAACAGGGGCUGGACGGCCCUGCAUGAGUCUGUCUCACGCAAUGACCUGGAGGUCAUGGAGAUCCUAGUGAGCGGCGGGGCCAAGGUGGAAGCCAAGAACGUCUACAGCAUCACCCCCUUGUUUGUGGCUGCCCAGAGCGGGCAGCUGGAGGCCCUGAGGUUCCUGGCCAAGCAUGGCGCAGACAUCAACACGCAGGCCAGCGACAGCGCGUCCGCCCUCUACGAGGCCUGCAAGAACGAGCAUGAAGACGUGGUGGAGUUUCUUCUCUCGCAGGGCGCCGACGCUAACAAAGCCAACAAGGACGGCUUGCUUCCACUGCACGUUGCCUCCAAGAAGGGCAACUAUAGAAUAGUGCAGAUGCUGUUGCCUGUGACCAGCCGCACGCGCGUGCGCCGUAGCGGCAUCAGUCCGCUGCACCUGGCGGCCGAGCGCAACCACGACGCGGUGCUGGAGGCGCUGCUGGCCGCGCGCUUCGACGUGAACACGCCUCUGGCUCCCGAGCGCGCGCGCCUCUACGAAGACCGCCGCACUUCAGCGCUCUACUUCGCCGUGGUCAACAACAAUGUGUACGCCACCGAGUUGUUGCUGCUGGCGGGCGCCGACCCCAACCGCGACGUCAUCAGCCCCCUGCUCGUGGCCAUCCGACACGGCUGCCUGCGCACCAUGCAGCUGCUGUUGGACCACGGUGCAAACAUCGACGCCUACAUCGCCACUCACCCCACCGCCUUCCCGGCCACCAUCAUGUUUGCCAUGAAGUGCCUUUCGUUACUCAAGUUCCUCAUGGACCUCGGUUGCGAUGGCGAGCCCUGCUUUUCCUGCCUGUAUGGCAACGGGCCACACCCACCCGCCCCGCGAUCCGGCCGCUUCAACGACGCGCCCGUGGACGACAAGGCACCCAGCGUGGUGCAGUUCUGUGAGUUCCUGUCGGCCCCGGAAGUGAGCCGCUGGGCGGGACCCAUCAUCGAUGUCCUUCUGGACUAUGUCGGCAACGUGCAGCUGUGCUCCCGGCUGAAGGAGCACAUCGACAGCUUUGAGGACUGGGCUGUCAUCAAGGAGAAGGCAGAACCUCCAAGACCUCUGGCUCACCUCUGCCGGCUGCGGGUUCGGAAGGCCAUAGGGAAAUACCGGAUAAAACUCCUGGACACACUGCCCCUCCCGGGCAGGCUAAUCAGAUACCUGAAAUAUGAGAAUACGCAGUAGCCAGCCUGGAGAGAAGGUGUGGCCUUCAGACUGUUUCCGCGACACCCCAUGCGGCCUGCCUCCAGGCCCCGCUGGGGUCAGAACAAGUGUGGUCCUGCUGGGUCUCUACUAGAGCUUCGCUGGAAGUGAGAGCCGAUGUGUGGAGUGGAGAUGGCGCCUCAGCUUUCAAACUGUUCCGUGGAUGGCAGACCUGCUCUCCUGGCCGUAGCCAGGGACCUUCAACCUGGGGUCAGGGAAGAGCUGCUCUGGGCAAGGUGGCCCAGGCAGGAAUCACGCUGGAGGAAUCAGGUGGCCUCACGCUGGAGAACUUCUAGGAAUGAGUUCACCUAGGGAUCCUCACUGGACUCUGAGCUUUCAGGCUGGGAGGGGGAGCCCCAGCCUGAGUACGUCAUUGAGUACAAUAAACAUUGUAUACGGAA